AGUUAAUUAGCUGUGGAGACUAAGGUAUUAUAAACAUCCUUUAAUGUUGGACUGAAGUAUCUUACGUGCUGCUGGUGGUCACGUUGAGAAUUUUUUCUGAGACAUGCUUCUCUAUCACUCCCUUGCUUGUUAUUUGGAGUCUAGCUAUCUCUCCACCCCCCAAAACUUUUCUAUUAUUUGUUAGAGGUUUCGUAUGUAGAAUUGGUCUAAGCACUUUGGAAUUCCACCUCCACUGCGGGAUGUUCAGUAAGAACACUGGGAAUUCAGGGCUUCCGUUUUCCCUUUUCUUUGACAGGUUCCUGGAUUCAGUAUAUUUUUACUUUCUUCUCAGAUAGUACCAUUUGUACUUCCUACCGUGAUUCCUUUCUGUUUUCUAUCUGCCAAACAAGUGUUUUCUCAGAUACCACCAUUUGUAUUUUCCUCUCUCUUUUCCUUUCAUGUUCCACCUACCAAACUGGUGUAGCCUUCUCCUGGUGCAGCUGAAUACUGUCUCAUAGUAAUCAUAGAAGUUCUCAAGACAUUAAUUUCAGUCAACUCUUGAUCUCUUCAUUAACAUUAAAUAAGACUGAUGGUGGAAAGAAAAUCCUGAAGAAGGAAGAGCCAGUAUCUACAAAUCAGUGAUCAUCAACACUUCUAAGGAGAUGAUGUGCUUCAGUGACUACCCCGUCCCGGAUCAUUACCCUAACUUCAUGCACAAUUCCCAGAUCCUAGAGUACUUCAGGAUGUAUGCCAAGGACUUCAACCUUUUAAAGUAUAUCCAGUUCAAGACCACUGUGUGCAGUGUGAAGAAGCGGCCUGAUUUCUCCACUUCAGGACAGUGGGAGGUGGUCACCGAGUGUGAAGGAAGAAAGGAGAUUGAUGUCUUUGAUGGAGUCAUGGUCUGCACUGGCCAUCACACUAAUGCUCACUUGCCCCUGGAAAGCUUUCCAGGAAUUGAGAAGUUCAAAGGACAGUAUUUCCACAGUCGAGACUAUAAAAACCCCGAGGCAUUUGCUGGAAAAAGAGUCAUCAUAAUUGGCAUUGGGAAUUCCGGAGGGGAUCUGGCUGUAGAGAUUAGCCACACAGCCAAGCAGGUGUUCCUCAGCACCAGGAGAGGCGCGUGGAUCCUGAAUCGCGUAGCAGACCAUGGAUAUCCUUUUGAUGUGGCACACCUUUCUCGACUUAAGCAUCGUUUAUCAAAGAUAUGCGGUCAAGCAUUCACAAAUGCAUAUUUGGAAAAACGUCUGAAUCAAAGAUUUGAUCAUGAAAUGUUUGGCCUGAAGCCUAAACACAGAGCUCUGAGCCAGCAUCCAACAGUGAAUGACGAUCUGCCCAAUCGCAUCAUCUCUGGCUUGGUGAAGGUGAAGGGAAACGUGAAGGAAUUCUCAGAGACAGCUGCCGUAUUUGAGGAUGGCUCUAGGGAGGAUGACAUUGAUGCUGUUAUCUUUGCCACGGGCUACAGCUUCGCCUUUCCUUUUCUGGAAGAUUCUAUCAAAGUGGUCAAAAAUAAGAUAUCCCUAUAUAAAAAGGUCUUCCCUCCCAACCUAGAAAAGCCAACUCUUGCAAUCAUAGGCUUGAUUCAGCCCUUAGGAGCCAUUAUGCCGAUUGCAGAGCUCCAAGGACGCUGGGCCACUCAAGUAUUUAAAGGGCUAAAGAAAUUGCCCUCACAAAGUGAAAUGAUGGCAGAUAUAUCUAAGACUCAAGAGAAAAUGGCAAAAAGGUACGUGGAAAGCCAACGCCAUACCAUUCAGGGAGACUACAUUGACAGCAUGGAAGAGAUGGCUGACCUGGUGGGAGUCAGGCCCAGUCUGCUGUCUCUGGCCUUCAGUGACCCCAAGCUAGCAUCACAGUUACUUUGGGGACCUUGUACUCCAGCCCAGUUUCGUCUACAGGGCCCUGGAAAGUGGGAUGGGGCUCGAAAAACCAUCCUUUCCACAGAUGACCGUAUCAGGAAGCCCAUGAAGACCAGGGUGACAGAGAAGAGUGAUUCCGCAGCUUCAGCAGUGGCCGUGGGCAGGCUCAUGCUGGCCGUCAUUCUCUUUGCGGUGAUCAUGGCUUAUUUUUAGACGUCCCAUUGUCCGUGCCCUGGCUUCCAGACCUAACAAAACUGAGCACUCUCACUCCCCUGUUGCUCAGAAAGCUACCUUUAUUUCUCUUUCAGAAGCAUUGGUCCUCGUUUCUCCUUUUCCUACAAUGAAAUCCUGACUUCUCAUCUGAGUUGGUUCAUGCUCCUUCCUCUUGUAAUCUGUCACUCUUUCCUUCUAUUAAUUCCCGGACUGUGAGCUCAGGCACUCUUUACUCAUCUUUAUAUGAUGUCCUUAGCAGACAUGUGGCCUUGUUGACCAUCAGAUAUUAUGGUGGGGAUUCUAAAUCAGCAUCUGAAAAUAUGGCUGACUUCAGGCUGGGGUUGUGGCUCAGUGGAACAGCGCUCGCCUGGCACGUGUGAGGCACUGGGUGCAAUCCUCAGCACCACAUAAAAAUAAAUAAAUAAAGGUCUCGGGUCCACCUACAACUAAAAAAAUUUUUAAAAAUGACUGACUUCAUGUAAUUCUUCUGAUAGGAUUUGAUUUUCUAUUUAAAAAGCUCAAUUUUUGUUUUUAAUAUUAAAACUAUACAUUUUCUGAGAGAGAAGAGAAAUAGUCGUUUGUCUGUGAUAGACAUACAGAUACAUAAGACAUCUUUUUUUACUCACUAUCCUAAUAACUGGUCAUUUUUGCUCCUUACCCUAAGCAACGUGUCUUUAUUUUCUUAAUAAAGAAAUUACUUUCAAUUUUCUAAGCUCA
This is a messenger RNA of Marmota flaviventris (yellow-bellied marmot), 2762 nucleotides long. It is a transcript of the gene Fmo5, whose product is annotated as flavin containing dimethylaniline monoxygenase 5. The record is from RefSeq and is a predicted model, not a curated record. Gene Ontology annotation, molecular function: NADP binding; flavin adenine dinucleotide binding; N,N-dimethylaniline monooxygenase activity. Lineage: Eukaryota; Metazoa; Chordata; Mammalia; Rodentia; Sciuridae.